Messenger RNA from Balearica regulorum gibbericeps (East African grey crowned-crane), 1873 nucleotides. NCBI's taxonomy places the organism in Eukaryota, Metazoa, Chordata, Aves, Gruiformes, Gruidae. The record is from RefSeq and is a predicted model, not a curated record.
CCGCAAGUCUGCUGACUCUCAUCUGCCACCAGCAGCAGCAGCCACAGGGCAAUGGGAGCAUGUCAAGGCCUGGAGACCGCAGGAGCAAGAGAAGGGCCAGAGCCCCCCACAUCCCAGCGCUGGGCCCUCAUUGCUGCACCCCGCCAGCCCUCGACAGCUCCACAACACCCUGGGGCAGCUGCCGCUACUCAGUGCCUUGCUGGCCGAGCUGUCGGUGCUCACCCGCAGCACUACCCCUGCUGCUGUCCACCCCCAUCUGGCCUGGCUCUACCAGCCCCCGGAGCGUGGUGGCAUGGCCUCACAGCCCCCCAGCCCCAGCUCUGCCCUCGAGCCUCCAGAGGCACCUCCCCCGGAGCGUGGUGGCAUGGCCUCACAGCCCCCCAGCCCCAGCUCUGCCCUCGAGCCUCCAGAGGCACCUGUGGGGCCUGGCAGGAGCUGCAGUGCUGCCAGCCCCAGAUUCAAGCAAGGCUGGCAAGAGGCCGCCUCACCAGGGUCUUCUCAGGCUGGGAAAGGACCCAAGGAAGCUGUAUCCCAGAGAGAGACAGACUCUGAAAGGAACUGCAAAACUAAGGAAAACAGACCUCCCAGAAGGAAAUUGUUGUAUGGGCUGACAAAUACACUGAGGCUACGGCUGCAGCGGACCAACCCUGAUAAGCUGAUAAUUCAUGAAAAGAGAGAGCAGUACAGAAAAAAACAAAUGGAGAUGCUGAAGGAGAAAAGCCCUUUAUCCAAAAGAAAGCUGCUCAGAAAUGGUGGAGAACAGCAUGUGGCUUCUUACAGGCAUCGUAGCAAGGGAGAGACUUCAAAGCAGAAUAAUCAGUUUGAUAAAACUGCUAAGACUUCAUUACAAAACAGUGCUCUCACAGAGCCCAUUUCUGUGACAGGAGAUGUGUCCCCUGACCUGCAGAAACAGGCUAUUGCAAGUCUAUUGAAGAACGAUGAAAUUGCAAGCAAGGAACAUCCAUGCAAAGUAACUACAGCCCCCUUACUGGAGGAAACUCUAUUAAAAUCUGCUCACAAGGAAAAGUAUGGGAAAGCCCAACUCCCCACAGCUUUCCCAUUAGAGGCUAAUGCAAAGGGAAGUAAUGAGGAAGCAAUACACUUAAUCCACCAUAAAACUGUGGAGCGAGAUGAUGCAUCUGUUGUAAGUGAUCAUAAACCAAGCCGCAGCAGGAGUGUCGAAAACAAUUCUGAAUUCAUAUACUCGGAUGACUUCAUUGCUAGUCCUGAGAACACAGUUUAUUCAGAAGAUUUCACCAGUGUUGAGUGUACGGGCAGAGACUCAGCAGCUCUUGAGAGCAGUCCUGAACCUCUGUGGCUUGAAAGCCCAAAGCGAGGUUGGUCAGAUACAGAGCCGGAAUCCAGUAAGUCCAGAAUUUCAAAGACAAGUCAAAGAGCUGAAAGUACUUCAGAUCUUUUGCCAGUUCCUUCAGGUUCAUCUUCAGUCCAGUCUUUGAAGAGAAACUGUGACUUAAAAACUAGCAAGAGAACUAAUGCUGAAUCUGUUGAUGCACUGAAUGAUGCCUCCAUUCACGCAAGGUUAAUAGAUGAAGAGCAGGAAGCCCAGCAGAUCAGUAGGGAAGAGAACAGGGGUGAUCAGCAUAUGAAACAAGUAUCUACACCGAGAACCAAACAAGUUAGCUCUGAUACUGAUCUGAAUAUAGGGCAGGGGCAGACCUCUGCAGGAAAAAGCCAGUCAGUAACUCAAGUUAACUCUUACUUGCCAUCUAACAUGUCUGAUCUUGAACUUAGUGUCCUGGAAAACAGUAUGUCGGACAACGAGGAUGAUUUUCUGGGGAAACUACAUGUUCCAAAUCAAUACAAAGACAUCAGUGAACUUGUAAUAAACAAGCUUCCGGGAUACACAAUGUAA